Lampris incognitus (smalleye Pacific opah) is the source of this 2694-nucleotide messenger RNA. It is a transcript of the gene dthd1, whose product is annotated as death domain containing 1. Gene Ontology annotation, biological process: signal transduction. The record is from RefSeq and is a predicted model, not a curated record. Gene Ontology annotation, molecular function: protein binding. The coding region runs from base 1 to 2694 and encodes 897 amino acids. The transcript has 11 exons. NCBI's taxonomy places the organism in Eukaryota, Metazoa, Chordata, Actinopteri, Lampriformes, Lampridae.
AUGGAGGACACCGGGUACCAGCACGUCAGAAGAACAGAGGACGACCUUCUCGCUCUGCUGGUCGACACUAUUCAGAGAAUUACAGCUAUACGACGGUCCAGGGAUGGGAAAGGAGAGACGGGACAGGAACUGACCGUGAGCGUAGGAGGGCGAGAGGAGGUUGCAGACAGGGAGGUAAAACAGAAAGUUGUGGGAGUGAUGAGGGAGAUGAGUGUUUGUCAUUUAGAAAGAGUGACAACCUGGAGAGAGGCGCUGAGAGCAGCUGCCUGCAUGUUUGGUCUUCCACCACCAGAUGGCAAUGAUGAGCAAUGUCCACCUACAACAAGAGAUGUGACAAGAGAGCAUAAUUCAGAAUCUAAAGUUGGGUUUUGUGCAGACCCCUUCGGCAACACUCUUCAGAGCGUUGCAGAUGACAUAGAAGACAUUAUGGACAGACUGAACACCAUCAUUACCAAGUUGGGUGCGGAAGUCAUCACGCUGUGUGCAAGCGAGGCCUCAACCGUGGAUGCAGACACGUCACCGAACACGAAACAAGGCGAGAUGUUGGUACUUCAGGGUGACCCCGUCCACAGCCCUGGCGGAUGUGACUGUGGACAUACCCAGGGUGCUGAUGAUGGAGACACUAUAAAGCAUACAAAGCCCACAGACACUCGCGUGUCAGUGGAAACUGAGAGAACAUCCACUUCCAUAUCAGGCGGUCCUGACUGCAGUGAUGUUGGGGUCAAAGGUCAAAAGACCAAUACCAGGGAUACCAGGCGUACAUCGCCAGAGACCCUGACAGAUUUUGCAAAGGAGACAGAAAAGGGCAAACAGUUAGAAGAUGAUGAAGUCAAAGACGAGAAGAAUUCUGAAUGGAUUACAGUUGGGCUCACAGGUCAGCAGAAGGAGGGGCGGUUCGACAUACACGGUGUGUGCUUCGUCACGGCUCCGGCAGCCACGGUGAAGGUCAUGACCUGUGAGGUGGCCGACGCCCUGAGCUCCAUGGUGGUGACUGGCUCAGAGGAGCUAGUCAGCAGAGUGAUCAGGAUCAAAGUUCAAGAUGGAACCCGCCUUCAGUUCCCAGUGACCGUCAUCGUGCCCUUCCUGGCCCGUUACCGCGGCAAUUACAGGGAUGUAGUGGUGAAGGUGGUGGACAGGGAGCGGAGGGUGAACUACAUCACCCCUGUAUCAACAGAGGGCACCUAUGGAGGGCAGAGGGGUUCAUUUGCGGAGGUGAGGGUGUACUCCUUGGGCAUCUUUGCCGUGGUCUCUUGCUUGCGGGCAGAAAACUACACCGUUCCCAGGAACGGUCUGUCUCUUAAACUCCCCAUGGACCCCCGUGUGUGUUUGGACUACCUUCCCGGAUCCUUCACUGCGCCCGUGGUGGCCCGGGCCGUGAUCCAGCCUGUGGAUGCCAACCUACUGACUGCCCUCAAGUCCAGAAACGAUGCAUACCAGCUGGUGGUCUCCACCAGCCCACUUCUCUACCUCAUCCACCCCUGUUCCCAGCCCCUCCGCCGACCCCUCACCCUCACCCUCCCAUGUCCUCCCGACCCAGUAAAGAGGAACGCGAGACGGGUGGACGAAUCCGAACACUCCACCAACAGGCCCAUCAGUGCUGCUCAGCAAUGGGAUCAACCUGCCCUGCAUAGAGCAAGUGCCUCCAUAAAGCCUGCUGGGGAGAAGUCCAACGAGCUGCUGGUUCUCCUUGGCUACAGAGACAAACAGUGGGGCAUCCUGGAGAAAGUCACUGUGAGGAACCUGCAAAAUGGACUGGUGUCCUUUGAGCUAACGGAGAACUUUGAAAGGCUGCUGGCGGUGCGUCUCCACACCUCGGUCCAGUCCUGCCACCUCCUCUCCCUGGCGGAGGAGCUGGAGGGGUCGGUCGGCCGUCACACGGCGGCCGUCGUCCUCCUUCACCAGCGGGAGGAGCGCCACACCGUCCUGGUGGCCAUCCUGCCGGGCCGGGAGCUGAGCUGGGAGCUGACCAAACUGAGGGCCCGGGGCUACAGCGGGGCCCCGGGCCCUCAGCCAGAGAUCUCCAUGUGCGAAGGGGAUCAACUGCUCCUCUGUUUCAGCGGCAACAUCACCUCCACCGGGACCCAAAACAACCAAAACGGCAUCCCAUGCGAGUGCAUCACAUUCCACAGUCAGUGGAAAAACCGCCUCUUGCUGAAUCUGACUGAAGUGGACCCGUUUGGAAACCACAGCUCUCCUCAUUACAAAGGCACGGCCAUCUUUUAUAAAGUCUACAGAUCUCAGCUGGCGUGGCAGGGUGAUGAAACCAUCUCGCCAAACGUAAAGCUCCUGGGAGAUCCCGUCUGUAAGAUAUCUCUGACUUUGCCGAAGAAAGUAAGAACCGUCAAUCAGCCCAUCGGUACCAAAGUGAAGCUCUUUGAGGAGACAGGGUUUCUGUCAGACUCACUCCUCCUCUGGCUGGCCGGAGAGCUGUCAGAGGAGGAGGUUCCCCUGCUGGCUCUUUCUCUGCACCUCCGCCGCAGCUCCACCCAGCUGGUGAAGCUCCGGGCUGGGGACAGCCCAUCUGCCCAGGCCUUCCAGCUCCUGGUCCUGUGGAGACGGGGGCAGCCAGCCGGCCCACACCCGGCCAAAGCCUCCCAGUUAGCCCGAGGCCUGGCGAAGAGCGGCCGGCCAGAUCUGGCCCAGGCACUGCUGCAGAGACACGCUGCAGCCGCAAAAGGCAGUGCACAAGAAUAG